UCGGUUACAAGCCCAGUUCCUUACCCACUGUGCUACACUCCGUCCUCUCUUCAUUGCGAGAUGUAGCCUAAUUCUACCCUGAAUUCCAGCUGAUUCCGAAGUAGAAUGUGCACAUUGCUAUGACUGGCUUGGUUUGGAAUGCAUAAACCCCUUGAUGGAAGCCAUCAAUCCACUCUCUUGUAAAAGAGUACAAAUCCCCUUCUCUAUGCCCCCCUUCACACCCAGUUCAAACAAACCGAUCCCCAGCCUAACGGAAAAGCCCUGCUGGUCAGCUGAGCUGGAACUUUGGCCUUUUUGUUCUUGUCACAACAGUACUUGGAAUAGUCUAAUGUCACAGUCACCUUGCACCAGCACGUAGGUAUGGCAUUCUCUUCGUAGUGGCCUUUAAUCUGCCCUUUUUGUUUGGUUUCUUGAGGCUAUUUGACGGCUACCUUACGCAAUGCUUGUCUGGAAAUAAAUUUAUCUGUAAACACCGCAAAAGGACCAGCAAUUCUUAAACAGAACUUUAUCAACUGUACCAUCAAAUGCAGUUAAAGAACAAAGGUUUACAGAAAACACAAAAAAGUUGUUGUUGGAGAGUUGCAGGGAAUGGCUGUUAGCUUGCUAGCUUUAGAUUACUAUGAAUAUCUGAAUUAGCCUACAUUAGCUAGCUGCCUCAGGUCUACUGUUUGUCAUUUUCCCACCAAAUGAACUUAAUGCUGAUAUGCUUGUUUUUUAUUUUUAAUUUUUAAACAAUCUUGAACAAGUGGUAUGCAUUGCCAAUGUACCUUACAUCAGAGAAGAAGUCUUGUACCAUGUUUGUCAGAAAAAGAGAAUGAUCUGGAAUACCGCAGAGUUAUUCGCUCCCUGGUGAGACAUGUGAAGUACUUCUUGGGUCUGAGGUUUGAGGUGAGCGGCUGGGAGCACCUGCAGACAGAGGGACCCUACGUAAUCAUCUCCAACCACCAGAGCUCACUGGAUGUCUUGGGCCUGAUGGAGAUCCUUCCUGACCGUUGCACCAUGGUCGCUAAGAAGGAGCUGGUGUAUGCAGGCACAGUGGGCAUUGUGUGCUGGCUAGGUGGCAUCGUCUUCAUAAACCGCAAGAAGACCAACGACGCCAAGAGCGUGAUGGGUGAUGCUGCCAAGACCAUGCUGAAAGACCAGAUCCGUCUCUGGGUGUUCCCCGAAGGCACGCGCAACCAAAAGGGCGACCUCCUGCCGUUCAAGAAAGGCGCGUUCCACCUGGCGAUACAGGCGCAGGCCCCCAUCAUACCAAUUGUGUUCUCCUCCUACAGCAACUUCUACUUACGGAAAGAAAAGCAGUUCAAAUCUGGUACCAUCACGCUGAAGAUCCUGCCAAAGAUUGAGACAAAGGGCAUGACGACAGACGAUGUGUCUGCCCUUUCUGACAAAUCCUACAACAUCAUGCGCUCUGUUUUCAUGGAGAUCUCGGGAUCAGCCAGUCAGAGCAACGGGCCUUCAGGUCACUGAGCAUUCCACUGGUACCCAGAACCCCCACCCUCUCCCACACCCCUGCCCUCCCGCCCACCUCAACCCACCUCACCCCGCCCCGCCCCACCCUUCUCCAGCAGCUCCUAGGACACGCAGGGCAGAGCAGUGGCAGGUUUUCUCCCGAACGAGACGCGGCACUGACGAGGACGACCAACCAACCAACCGACCAACCAACCAACCGUUUUUAUUUCCAGAGCUACAAUCGCGGCAGCGCUAGAGGUACAGAACACAAUGUUUUAGCCAUCCCCACGGGGUCUUUUAGUGGGCUUUGUGAGUUUUUUUGAGGGUGGGGGGUGAGGGCUUGGGGUUUUUUGGGAGGCCGUUUGAAGUGCUUGGUUUCAGACUCUCAAUUUCAGCCACCAACUUGCUCUGUGAGCCUGUCCUGGGCCUGGACUCUCGUCAGCCUUGUCCUUAACCCAUCCUCCAGGAAUACUAUUGCUUGUUGGGUCCAGUUGGGUCGGGUGGGGCCCCGUCCUGCUGUAAGGACUCUUUAUGGAUGUGCGUUCAUCAUGCAUGCCUUUGGACCAUUCGGUCCAAGCUGUUUUAUUUUGUUUAUCAAUGGUUGUGCUUUUGCUUUUCCAUUGUAGUUCCAAGUUUAUUGUCCUAGCCAGAUUUAUAAGCAUUUGUUUUUAGUUGUAAAAUUUCAGUGUAUAUUUGUAUUACUUUCUUUUUGCGCCUUACACACACAUACCCUCCAAACACAUGCACACACACACACACGCACACAUUAUCUCCCUCUCUAGUCUUCCCCCCCUACGGCUGACUACAUUCCAGAUUUUCUCUACUAUGAAAGAGAAGAGGAGUGGGUUAGAGUGAAUAAAGAGGAUGAGGAAGGGGAUGAGUGGGAGUAGUUAAAGGUGACUAGAGCAAACCAACAUCCUUUUACCACAUCUAUUCUCAGUUAUCAUGAAAGCAAUCCAACUGAAUGGUUAAUGUCAACAUAUUAAGCCAAACUGCAAGGAAAAAGAUCAACCAUUAAUUGGACUAGUUUAUUCUAAUAUUCUGCAUAGUUUGUGCACCACAGUGUUUCCCAACAAUCUUGCAAGAUUCUGCAUGUAACCUAAUGCAAGUGUUUCCAAACGGUGUACUUAUAGAUUCAUGUUUUUAUAAAAUUAGCAUUUUUCCUCUUCGUAGAAGAGCCCCAACAGUGAACCUGCUUGAAGUGUCAAAGGUAAUUUAGUCAAGUACAGAUUACACUGUACCAAUGUUACCAUUCCAAAGUACAAGCUUCCAGUUGUGCCAUGUCAAACCUUUAGUUACAGGUGCUUUACUACUAUGUAACACAGAAAGGGUUUAAGCAUGGUGAAAAGACAUUGCCAGAAUGUUCAAAAUGACAAACAGUGGUUUCAUUGCUGUAAAAAGCAGAUUGUUGCAGCUACUCCCCCCCCCCCCCCCAUGAUUCGGUUGGGGUCUCCUUCCUAGGGCUCAAAUAUUUUCAUUUUACUUGAAACUUGAAUUUUUAGCAGUGACCAUGUGCCCUGUUUAUUUUGCUGAUAAAUAUUCUGCUCUCACUCCUGCACAGAAAUUGUGUGCAGAACAUACAUGUUUCAAGUGUUUCAGUUGGCUAUAGGGAGUAAUGAGCAGUGCGGGGCAGAGCUACCAUAAAGACCAAGACUAUCCAUGCACACUGAAACCUUGCGGGAAAUUUACAGAUUCGUGAAAAUGGUGAAUUCAGAAUUAAUUUAUGAUCACUUUAAUAUUUUGGUGCCGGUGCUAGGAGUUGACACGAUUAGAUUGUGUCCUGUCUCACCUUUUCACUGGGUACAUGUAAUCAGGUUAAGUGAGCCAUGUCAUCACUGCUGAACCUGAAAUAACUCAAAUCCAUUGCAGGCAACACAAUGUGUUGCAAAUGUACAGCAGAUAUUAUUCCAUAACAUAAUUUUAACUUUUUUGAAUUGAGUGAUGAAGAGCAAUUAGCCACAAUGGAAUGCCUAUAAACACUUGGUUAUCUGCCGAGAUAUCGUCAGUAGAGAAUGAAAUCAUAUAGAAUAUAUAAUCCGACAAAUUUGUUACAAUUAAAGAGUCUAUUGAAAAAAAAACAUUUUAAUAUUUAUUUAAAACAAUAGUAAUAUACCAUAUUUUGAAAUUAGAAUAAUUCUUAAUUCUAUGAUAUUUUGGCAGCGUGUUCUUAAUAGAAAUGUCAUCGUAAUUCAAUGCCAGAAUAAGAAGAUCCUCUUAAAAGGGAGUGUUUCUGCAGUGUAGUGCUGAACCUAUUAUAUGAAAGACCAUUGUGCAAGCACAUAUAAUUUACAUUUACUUCUGUACGAUAACAUUACAGUCUGGUUGGUGGUGAAGUGGAAAAACAAAUUUUUGGGCUUUUGAGGUUCCUCUUCGAAUCUAUGAUCUAAUUUAAAACAAAUUUGAAAUUGCUAAUUGCAAUAAACUGUAUUGUAUAACUAAUUUGGAUUUGCUAAUUGCAAUAAACUGUAUUGUAUUCUAACUGAUCUAAUUGAAUGGAAUGCAGUGUAACCUUGAUUCUCAACACAUUCAUAACAAAACACUUGUAUUUAUAUUUAUUUUGGAUGAAGAAAGUGAACAGACUGUCUUUCCUGACUGUUCUGCACACCCAAAAGUUUUUCAGAUAUAACAGCUAACAUUAUUCUGCAGUAACAGGAGUUGUAACUACUAUGCCAGUGAACGUUUAUGGCACCAGUUAACCUGUUGCUUGUAUGUAAUGUAUCACAUGAUCUUUAUGAUUUUCAUAACAUUUUUGUAGGCAAAACACAUUGGUCAUUGUUAAGCAUGAGUAGAGUCACGGGAGCAAUUUUUCUAAGGUUGAUGUGAUUGACGGCGUAUAUAUAUACAUAUAUAUAUGUAUAUAUAUAUGAAGGUUUCACAAGGAAACAUUAAAAGGAGCAUGCAUAUUUCACUUAGUAUUUUUCACUUUUUGUCAAUUUUUAUUGAUCUUAUUUUCAUUUUAAACACUGGUUCUUAAAAUAUAUUAUUACCACCAUUAGUCAUGGGUGAAAUAUUUAUAAUGCAUGCACAUGAUUAUCAGAUCUACAAACAAACCUAAGAUAAGUUUAUUGAACUAUUAUAUUAUGUUGUGUCUGUUUCUGUCAUGUAACUGAAGUAAUUUUGUAUUUGUUUCAAUGAAAAUUGGGCUGUGUAUCAAGUGAAAUUCUACAGUUUUAGCUUACUAGUUACUGUGACAUUGUGCAAAAAAUUAGCUCCCAGUAUAAAAUUGAGUAAAAUCUGUGUUAAUUUUGAUUGUUACACAGUCAUUCAAAUGUUUCCCAAAAAAAAGCUAUCUCGCCAAAAAGCAAGUAAAUGGAUUAUGAAAUUCUGGAAUCAUUAGGUAGCUGACUGAAUACAAAUUGUAGCUAUUUAACUAGAAGUAUCCAUUUUGAUUCUGCUAUUCAAGUUUUUUUGUUUUUUGUUUUUUGCUUCUGUGCAACUCUAACAAACCAGUGAUUAGUGUUUUGCCUACCUCAUCGUUUCUGACAAUUUGCCUACAAAUUUCAAAUAAAUCAUGUGGUCUUGUGUGUAAGAGCCUAGGCUGUCUGCUGAAAUAGAUUUAAUGUGGUUUUGUUUUGAAUAAAGUUGUGAAGCACUUUGAAUUUUUCUUUCCAUUCAUAGGGAGGUAGUGAAGAAAGUAAAAGUGAACAAAGAAUGUAUUGGAAAUAUGUCAAAUUUGCAAAAUACUCUAUCAAGUUCACCAAAGCUAUUAAAAGUGUAGACUUUGUGGUAGCUUUAGACAAACUGUCAGAAGUGUCUGCAUUUCAAAUAAAACAGAGCCUUGUGUGUGUAUGGUCCAAUCUGUGUACAUGUACAUACACGGCACAUAUACGUGAUGUAUAAACCCAUAGUAGUAUCUGGUUAUAUUGAAGAUGUAAUGGUCUUGAUUUCACAGAAUCUGGCUAAACCUGUUUAAGAAUGCCUUGAAAAAAUAAAGUUCAUUUUUCCUAUGGGAAUGCA
Molecule: messenger RNA, 5409 nt
Organism: Anguilla anguilla (European eel)
Lineage: Eukaryota; Metazoa; Chordata; Actinopteri; Anguilliformes; Anguillidae
Gene: agpat2
Product: 1-acylglycerol-3-phosphate O-acyltransferase 2 (lysophosphatidic acid acyltransferase, beta)
Exons: 6
Coding region: 751-1470 (239 amino acids)
Biological process (GO): phosphatidic acid biosynthetic process
Cellular component (GO): endoplasmic reticulum; membrane
Molecular function (GO): 1-acylglycerol-3-phosphate O-acyltransferase activity
Source: RefSeq, a predicted model, not a curated record